GUCUGUGACCGGCUAGUAGGAAGUGGCGCUUCCGGGAGUGGAGAUGGCUGCGCUGGCCCCGCUGCCGCCGCUGCCCGCGCAGUUUAAGAGCAUACAGCACCAUUUGAGAACGGCGCAGGAGCAUGACAAGCGUGAUCCUGUGGUGGCCUACUACUGUCGUUUAUAUGCUAUGCAAACUGGAAUGAAGAUUGAUAGUAAAACUCCUGAAUGUCGUAAAUUUUUAUCAAAGCUAAUGGAUCAGUUAGAAGCUCUUAAGAAACAGUUGGGGGAUAAUGAAGCUGUUACUCAAGAAAUCGUUGGUUGUGCCCAUUUGGAAAAUUAUGCUUUGAAAAUGUUCCUGUACGCAGACAACGAAGACCGAGCUGGACGAUUUCACAAAAACAUGAUCAAGUCCUUCUACACUGCCAGCCUUUUAAUAGAUGUCAUCACAGUGUUUGGCGAACUCACAGAUGAAAAUGUGAAACAUAGAAAGUAUGCAAGGUGGAAGGCAACAUAUAUUCAUAACUGCUUAAAGAAUGGGGAGACUCCUCAAGCAGGCCCUGUUGGAAUAGAGGAAGAUAACGAUGUUGAAGAAAAUGAAGAUGUUGGUGCAACCUCUCUGCCCACUCAACCACCUCAGCCAUCAUCAUCCUCAACGUACGACCCAAGCAACUUGGCAGCAGGCAGCUACAGUGGGAUACAGAUCCCUCCGGGUGCACAUGCUCCAGCCAAUACCCCUGCAGAAGUGCCGCACAGCACAGGUGUAACAAGUAAUGCUGUCCAGCCUAGUCCACAGACUGUCCCAGCCAUUCCCGCCAUUGAUCCUGACCUGUACACAGCUUCCCAGGGGGAUGUCCGCCUGACCCCAGAGGACUUUGCUCGGGCUCAGAAGUACUGCAAGUACGCUGGCAGUGCCCUGCAGUAUGAAGACGUGGGCACCGCGGUGCAGAACCUGCAGAAGGCCCUCAGGCUGCUGACAACGGGCAGGGAAUGAAGCUCUGCUCACGGACCCCAUGCGUUUUCUGCAUAGAGAACUAACAUUCAUUACACUUUCCUCAGCCUUUCAGGAGCAUGGUUUUACAGAAGACCUCAGUUCCCCGAGUAAGACAGUGGCUCCUGUGUGUGUCGUCAGCUGCCUCAGCCAGUUGUCAUUGAGCGUGUAGAGCUGAUGUUAGCAUCAAACCCCGCUAUGGAAUGUCCCUGUAGAAAAUCCUGGUGGGUAUAGUAUGCUUUCUUAAUGUAUACACACUAAAGGAAGUUUUUGAAAAAUCUGUAAUAUCUGGAGAAGCAAACCAAACAUUAUGUUGCUUUAAUAUUCUAAAUUAAACUUUUAAUAAAGAUUACCAGAAUGUUCUA
This is a messenger RNA of Rattus rattus (black rat), 1335 nucleotides long. RefSeq names its product vesicle trafficking 1 (gene Vta1). Gene Ontology annotation, cellular component: multivesicular body. The transcript is spliced from 8 exons. NCBI's taxonomy places the organism in Eukaryota, Metazoa, Chordata, Mammalia, Rodentia, Muridae. The record is from RefSeq and is a predicted model, not a curated record. Gene Ontology annotation, biological process: late endosome to vacuole transport via multivesicular body sorting pathway. The coding region runs from base 44 to 973 and encodes 309 amino acids.